Messenger RNA from Harpia harpyja (harpy eagle), 2967 nucleotides. It is a transcript of the gene PMAIP1, whose product is annotated as phorbol-12-myristate-13-acetate-induced protein 1. The transcript is spliced from 2 exons. Bases 38 to 202 code for a protein of 54 amino acids. The record is from RefSeq and is a predicted model, not a curated record. Lineage: Eukaryota; Metazoa; Chordata; Aves; Accipitriformes; Accipitridae. Gene Ontology annotation, biological process: DNA damage response; release of cytochrome c from mitochondria; apoptotic process.
CCCGUUGCCGUACCCGUUGCCGUACCCCGCCGCCGCGAUGAUGCCUGGCAGGACCCUGCGCAAGGGCGCGCCGCCCGCCGCUCCCGCAGGGCGGGAGGUGGAGGCUCAGUGCGCCCUGCAGCUGCGCAGGAUCGGCGACAAGUGGGACCUGCGGCAGAAGAUCCUGAACCUCCUCACGAAGCUAUUCUUCCCGGAGACGUGAGCUCCCCUCGGACGCGGUGCGCUGAAAAAGCAGGGAAAGACCUUGGCUUUGUGGAUUUGGGACAAGAGACUUCACUGACAGUGGGAGAUGAAGAAAGCUCUUUGAGUUGUAUUUUGCUGCCCGGAGCCGCUGAAGGAUGGCUAUCGUAACACAGUUUCUUUGAAGAAUGUUACAGCGAUGUUGGCGUCUGAAAGCCAGAUGAAAAAAAACAAAGGUAGUGACGGGCAGAGGCCCUCGCCACACGAUGGGGAGACUUGCGGCAAGAUGGAACUUGCCCUUCAGCCUGGUCUGAGAAGACUUCCAGCAGCCCAGUUUCCCCAGUCACCCUCUGGUCCUCCUGCUUCACCGAGGACCACCUUUGGGAAGAAGCCAAAAAAAAGUCAGUGUCUUGGAACACGGGAUCGUAUCCCGCAAGGCAAAAGCCAGUUGCUCGGGUUCUGACUGUUUUUGUUUCCUAAAGCAUGGAUUCUGCUGGACAGGAAUCUGGUGGUGGGAUUAUUUCAUUUGUUAAUUAAACCACUGUCUGUAUUGGAAGGUUAUUUGUUACAGGAUGUUGCUUUGUGGACUAAAAAUUACAAUUCCAUGUACUAACACGAUACUGCAUAGUUCUAGUCUAUAUUAUAUAUAUAUGUGUAUGUAUUUGUGUAUAUAUAUAAUAUAUAUAUAAAAAAUAUAAAUACGUGCACCCCAUGUGCAUGAAAUGAGUAUUUCACAGAACUAUUAAUUGAAUGCUACUUGUUAGGUUCAAAAAUAGUAUGAAAAAAUGUUCAAAACAUGACAUAAAAAUACAUUAUAUUAAUUAGAAGAAAGCAUAAUGUUUUCUGAUAAUAAAGGAAAUACUUCAUGCAACUGAGGGGAGCAUACUUUAGUAUAGCAUUAUAUAAGACAUAUAAGAAUAUAUAUUACAUAGAUAGAGAUAUUGAGGUAUGUGUGUUUGGUGGAAGGAUUCUUUCAACAUUACAAAGAAUUUCUUGAGAACGGUACAAUACUGCUGUGCCUUUAUAAGUAACAAAAUAACUCUUCAAUAGAAGUAGACCUUAAAGUUGAAUGUGAGUUGAAUCUUAAGUUUUCUUGAGAAUGUUAUUUAUUCAAAGAAAGCAACUACCUCUCUUUGAAGAAAUAAUAUCAGUAGAACUUAAUGUUAUCAUCAGUACAGGAAAGUAGCCUUGGACUUCUGAAUGUUUAAUAUACUCGCAAGCAAAGGUUCUUCCCUUGUACUUUAUUUCCAUUUCAUUUCACAGCAACCUCAUUUCAGUUCCAGAAUGAUGAAGCCGCUGUAGCACAUCCAGUGGAUGGUGAUGCAUUAUGCCUAUCUCACUGACGGGUUAUUACCCUUGGCUGGCUUUGGAUGAGCUGAAUUAAGCAUGCUGAUCGCUGUCAAGGCAAACAGUGACUCUGCUAGUCAAUUCAUGUCAGAAAUGAUCCUAAGCAGUGUUUUUUCACAGAUGCAAGCUAGCAAGAAAAUGGCUGAAGCUGAUCGUGUUUUGUAGCUACUUCUUAGGUCAAUGGUCAGAGUUCCUUCUCUUAACUAACCUUGUAAGUACAUUUGCAUUGUAUAAGGCUGUAUAAUUCCACUUUCUGAACUCUGGGUCUGUUCAAAUUAAAUUUUUUGCUGCCUUGAAUAGUGAAUUCUUGUUUGUAUUUACAAUUAAUUUUUUGGUUAGCUCUUCUGAAUCUGCAUUUGCAAAAUUGUCGUGAAAUAGCUCUGGUCACUCUGUCACAACCAACUGUAUAUGGCUGUUACUUGUUGUCACUGAUUUCACUAGGCAGAAGCUGGCUGACUUUGCCUGCUUCCCACAUGGAGGACUUUUAACCCCAUCCCAGUGGCAUUAUUGGGAGCUUUGCCAUUGGCUUGAGCCACAUGCAUGGUUCCUUCCUCUUCUAAGCCAGCUAAUACCUUUUCAGUGAGAACAUAAUGUUUCAAGAAUAGUUGUUAUUCAUCUUAAUACUGCAAAGUAAUGUGCUUUGCUGAUGUGUGCAGAGGUCAGUUUUUCAGGUAUUAAAAAGUAAAUGCAAAGAGUUCCUGUUUGGCUAAACACCAGCCCAGGCUAGUGCCGCGUGCAACUCGGCAAAGCUGUUCAUCAAAGGCAGUCCCGACUUCAACAGGAGGGCUCUUGCUUUAUGUCCCGGGCUUGCUGGAGUCUUGGAGUUCUCAUCAAGGACACUAAACAAUAAUUGUGCCUGUCUGGGACUCUCAGGAAAAUUCAGCAUUAGCAUCUGCAUUAGUAGCUGAAAUGUAUUUGAAUAAAAGUGUUCUGCUCAGUGUAUGCUCCUUUGAAAUUGAAUUGGAAGCCAGGUGUGGGCUUCAUAGAGCCUGCCCAGUUCUUCAGGCUGUAGCACACAUGAAUGUUAUGAAAAAAAAGCAUCCACAUAAAUGCAUUAUCAUGGGGAUAUCUGAGUUAAGUAUUAGCGCAGUGUUUUUCUGUCUAGAUCUGCAAAGACUAUUUGCUUCUUGUGAAAUGUUUUUAUGUUUCUCUGAGCAUUGUCAAGAGUGCUAGCAUUCACCAGGAGCUCAGGAAAAAGACCUAGAUUCAAGCGAUCAGUGCCAGUAUAUAAGCAAGUGCUUGCUGAUGUCCUCCCUAGGAUUUCUUUUAUUACUUCUGCAAGGGAUCUGCUAUAUGAAUGUAUCAACAUGAGUUUGUUUUUCUUAAGGCCUAUUCUGGAUACGGGCCACAUGUUUUGCUGUGUGCCCCACAUGUAUGCGCCAUGCAUGUAUGUCUUGAAUUCUUGCUGAGACAAUAAAUACAAAGCAUUUGCAAGAAAAA